UUCAGUUUGAAAAUCAUUCAAUUGUAAUGGGAAAAUCCGUACCUUUUCGCUUCGUAGAAAACAUGAAAAGAACGAAUGGGUGGCCCGUGGCCGCGAGAAAGCAAGGGCCCAGUUGAAACGGCCUUCACAUGGGGUGGGGGGGGGAGACCUGGGCUCACACUCAAAAUGGGCCUAAUAGGCCCACGAAGCCCAGAUCAUUCUCGUGAAAAAUCUCACAGCUCAGUCCACGCUUGUGGGCUUCUCUUUUCUUUCUCCUCGACUUUCCCCACCGAAAAAAGAAGCAGGGAGGAGAUGCGGAGGGCGUCACCUUCGCCGUCUCCGGCGAGGGGCCCGGCGGUCUUCGCCGCCGCGUUCGUGGUGUUACCGCCGGCCUUGUUCCCGAGGAUGUUCUCUCCGCUCGGCCACGCCUUCCCUUCCCUCUUCUCGGAGUGGAAUGCACCUAAGCCAAUGCAUCCUUCUCUUUUAAAUGAGGCUUUGCGAUGGGCAAUUCCAGCUGAGCAGAAGAGAGAGCUCUGGUCACCCUUGCCAUACCAGGGGUGGAAACCAUGCUUAAAGUCAUCAAUUUCUCAUGCAUUGCCUCUGGAGCCAAGUGGGUACAUACAGGUAUUUCUUGAUGGUGGACUUAACCAGCAAAGAAUGGGGAUAUGUGAUGCAGUUGCAGUUGCAAAAAAUCUUAAUGCUACUCUUGUGAUCCCACAUCUUGAAGUAAACCCUGUUUGGAAGGACUCAAGGUGCUUCUGA
This is a messenger RNA of Panicum hallii, 741 nucleotides long. RefSeq names its product O-fucosyltransferase 31-like. Lineage: Eukaryota; Viridiplantae; Streptophyta; Magnoliopsida; Poales; Poaceae. The record is from RefSeq and is a predicted model, not a curated record. Bases 76 to 741 code for a protein of 221 amino acids. The transcript is spliced from 5 exons.